CCGAAGCUGGUGAACUGGUAGUUGGCAGAGCCCGGUGCACUCGGCCCGCAGCCUGCACGCGCCGUGGUGCGAGCUGCACCCUCGGGUCCCGGCGGCUCUAGGGCCGGACUCGCGUCCCUGCAUCUCAACAGGUCAAGGGAGGUGACGAGGACGCCCCAGCCGGGACUGGAGGAUCGAAGGAGCUAGAAGGUGAUUUCUUGACUGUGGAGAAGAUAAACAUGCCUGAAAGGAAAGGGGAGAAUGGAAAGCUAACAAUCCCGGGGAGAAUUGGAGAAAAGAUGAGCACCUUCCACUGACCAACAACGAUGGCGUUCAAGGACAGCAGCAGCAGCAGCAGCAGCUUGUACAAUGAAGAUAGAAACCUGCUUCGGAUUCGAGAGAAGGAGAGACGCAAUCAAGAGGCUCACCAAGAGAAAGAGGUGUUUGCUGAGAAGACGCCGCUGUUUGGAGAGCCCUACAAGACGGCUAAAGGCGAUGAGCUGUCGAGUCGCAUACAGAACAUGCUAGGCGACUAUGAAAAGAUGAAGGAGUUCCUGAGCACCAAGUCUUGCCCUCAGCGACUCGAGGGCGCAGAAGACAGGCCUGGGAAGCCCAGAUACCCUUCGCUUCAUGACAGGGGGAGCAACCUUGCCUCCCACUCCUUCCGCACACAUGUCUACCACCAGCCUAUUCCUACUUCUGCCCCUGGAUCACUUUCUGUCGGUAACAUUAGCCACAGUCCAAAGAUGGCGCCGCCAAGGAUGGAGCCAGUGCCAAGUCUCCAUGCCAAAAGCUAUGGCCCGCCCGACAGCCAGCGUCUGACUCAAGAUCGCCUCAGUCAGGAAGGGCACUGUUCCAGCCACAGAAAGUGUGACCGCAGAGCUGAUGGUGACUCAGCUCCGGAGAUGAAGCUCUCACCCUUAAUCUCCUCUUUGCCAUCCCCUGUGCCCCCUUUGUCACCUGUACAUUCCAGACUGCAAGGACCCAGCAAGGUUCCCGGCAGCAGUAGCACUAGCAGUAAGAGCUACUGUGCAGCCGUGUCUUCCAAGGACCUGGUGGCGAAGGGUCAGGACAACGAGACUCCUCUUGACAGUUUGGUGGCAGUUACCAGCCUCGGGGUAGCCCCUUCUCAGACGUUCCCACCCCCUCCUCUCCCCUCCAAAAGUGUUGCAAUGCAGCAGAAGCCCACGGCAUAUGUCCGGCCCAUGGACGGCCAGGAUCAGGCUCCUAGUGAGUCCCCGGAGCUGAAGCCACCGCUGGAAGACUAUGGUCAGCAGAGCUUUGAAAAGCCAGAUGUAAAGGUACCUGCCAAGGCCAAGCUCACCAGACUGAGGAUGCCUUCGCAGUCGGUGGAGCAGACGUACUCCAAUGAAGCUCACUGCGUUGAAGAGAUUCUGAAGGAAAUGACCCAUUUGUGGCCGCCUCCUCUGACAGCCAUACACACACCCAGUACUGCCGAGCCCUCCAGAUUUCCUUUUCCUACAAAGGAUCCUCUGCACAUCAGUUCUGCAGCCCAAAGCCAAAAACAAUAUGACUCACCUUGCAAAACCCAUCCCAGUUCCCAGCAAGGAACAUCCAUGCUGGAGGAUGACCUGCAGCUCAGCGACAGUGAAGACAGUGACACGGAACAAGCUGCAGAGGAACCUCGGUCCCCACCUGCACCUCCAAGCGCCCCACAGCCGCUUCCCGAGCCAGUGGUGUCAGCACAUUCCAGUAGUGCAGAGUCGGAGAGCAGCGCGUCUGACAGCUCCUCGGACUCAGAGACGGAGAGCAGCUCCAGCGACACCGAGGAGAACGAGCCCCUCGAGACCCCGGCUCCCGAGCCCGAGCCUCCGACCACAAACAAGUGGCAGCUGGACAACUGGCUGACCAGAGUCAGCCAGCCCCCAGCGCCCCUCGAGAGUCGGGCGAGCACCCAGUCUCCACGUUGGCGCCAGGAAAGCAAGGAUGGAGACCGCAGCACCGACCAGCCGCACCCUGAGUCCAAAGACCCGCCCCCUAAGAGUUCCAGCAAAACCCUCCGAGGUCCCACGGAGGGACCUCAACCUGGGAAGAGGAGCUGCCAGAAAUCCCCUGCCCAGCAGGAGCCUCCACCUCGGCAAACUAUCGGAACCAAACAACCCAGAAAACCUGCCAAGGGCUCAGGCCAGACAGAGCCCCAGGGCAGCGGGCCUGCCGAAAGUGAACCAGGGCCCCUUCCCUAUGGCUCAAAAGACCAGACUUCCAAAGACAAACCCAAGGUGAAGACGAAAGGCAGGCCACGCGCUGUGGGCAGUAGGGAGCCUAAGCCUGAAGCACCCGUGCCUAAGCCACAGGCAGCUGUGCCCACCCCUAAUGAGAGGAGGAAGCACAAGGGUUCCCCGGCCCCCUCCAAAGCCCCCUCAGGCCCUCAGCCUCCAAAGGACAAUGCUGGGGACAGGAACCCCGAGCACUUUGCUCUUGUCUCCCUGACUCAGAGCCAGGGUCCACCCCACAGUGGCAGGGGCGGCGGUGGUGGUGUCAGUGGCAUCAGGACUAGCGGCUGCCGACAGGCAGUGAUUGUCCAAGAGGACGGCCAAAAAGACAGACUCCUGGUUCCCCUGAGAGACACCAAAUUGCUCUCACCGCUCAGGGACACUCAACCACCAACGAGCUUGGUGGUGAAGAUAACCCUAGACCUUCUCACUCGGAUCCCCCAGCCCCCGGGGAAGGGCGGUCACCCCAGGAAAGCGGAAGACAAGCAGCUGCCAGCAGCAAGGAAGCAGGACUCUGAGAAGAGAAGCUGCGAUGGCUCCAGCAGAGUGACCAAGAAGAGAAAGGGCGACCCAGAAAAAGACCGUGACAACAAGAAAAUCAGAUUGCAGAAGGAUGUCCCAUCACACUGUGCUUUGUCUUCGUCUUCCCACACCGAGUCUUCCAAGACGAAGGCUCCCAGGCCCUCCUCGGAGUCCUCAAGAAAAGAAAUGCUUCCUCCUCCACCUGUGUCCUCCUCUUCCUCCUCCUCCCUGUCGUCGUCUUCCUCCUCCCAGAAGUCAACCAAAACUGCACACAAGAGGUCAAAGCCGGACGCAGACGCCUGUGGUCAGGACCCUCCCAAAAGUGCCAGCAGUACCAAGGGCAACAAGGACUCCUCCAUUCCCAAGCACAGAAAAGUGCAGGCCAGGGGCUCGGAGUACAAAGGAUCUUCUGGAGAACCCACAAACCCGUUCCCAGUGCCUUCUUUGCCAAAUGGUAACUGUAAACCAGGGAAGCCGCAAGCAAAGCCCGACAGACCACAAGCUGAUUUUCAUAUGAAGGAGGCUAAAAAGUUGAAGUCCAAAGCAGAGGCAAUGGCGGACAAGACUGGAAAGGCCUUCAAGUAUUUGGAAGCCGUGCUGUCUUUCAUUGAGUGUGGGAUGGCCACGGAGUCAGAAGGCUCAGCAAAGGCGGCGUACGCGGUCUACUCAGAAGCUAUAGAACUCAUUAGGUUCACAAUGUCACUAAAAUCCUUCUCAGAUACCGUGGCGCCAGCACAAGAAAAGAUAUUUGCCGUUUUAUGCUUGCGUUGCCAGUCCCUGGUGAACAUGGCGAUGUUUCGCUGUAAAAAGGACAUAGUAAUGAAGUAUUCUCGCACGCUUAGUGACCACUUCAAGAGUUCUUCCAAAGUGGCCCAGGCACCUUCUCCAUGCAUGGCAAGGAGCACAGGCGUUCCGUCCCCCCUCUCCCCAAUGCCUUCUCCUGCAAGCUCUGUAGGGUCCCAGUCAAGUGUUGGCAGCAUGGGGAGCAGUGGGGUGACGGCCACCAUCAGUACCCCAGUCACCAUCCAGAACAUGACCUCUGCCUAUGUCAACUUCACAUCCCACGUCCUGAAGGCCUUUGAUCUUUGGGAUCAGGCAGAGGCCCUAACAAAGAAGAACAAAGACUUCUUUGCUCAGCUCAGCACAAAGGUGCGUAUCUUGGCCCUCAACAGCAGCCUGGUGGACCUGGUGCACUACACAAGACAAGGUCUGCAGCGGCUGAGACAAGCUCCCAAAACUCCCUAAUACAGGCUGGGAUUACUCGAUGCCUUGGAAUGUCUUUGCACAAUUGGAAGCCUUGAUCAGUGUAGACAGCUGUCCGGUCGGGAUGGCACACUCAAGUGAAACACCAUGAGAUGGCCCGAAUGCUUGCCCACUCAAGCUCACAAGAGCUGUGUGGCCGUCGGUUGGACACUGGAGCAGAGCAACGGUGGGAGAUGACCUGCCUUUCCUAACGGGAGGACAGAGGUGCAGUGGAGCCUAGCAGGCACAUGGAUGGUCUAGCGACAUUUCUGUUUGCAGAGGAAAGGACGAGAAGUAGUUUCUGGUCCACGGCAGAUUCCUGUCAUCUCAGUGGCCGCACAAGUUCACUUCCAGAAGGAAUUUUUUUUUCCAAAUAAUAAUUUUUGGUGAAGGGUUUUAUGGAUAUAUAUUUUUUCUUUUCAAGUUUUAAAGAAAAUAUUGUUUAAUAAAUUCUGAUGGCCACAUGUAAAGUAGAAGUCAUGAAGCUGCACUGUGCCUACUCCCUGCGGUGGACAGUGGCUCUGAUGACAGAGAUCAUCAUUUAGAGGAUGGGAGGGGCCGCCCGCCCCCGCCCCUGCCCCGCCCAGUGCCUAGAGUCCUGCACUCUGUCUAGCUCUGGCUCCUCGGGUCCAUCCUAGGGGAGUGGCAGCGUCUAGAUCCAGGAUCCAUCUUACGGUCUUCCCCACAUCCCAGGAAGCCCUGCACUCCCUCCCUCCCGCCACCACACUCCUGGAGAGCGACUGGCUAAGCAGCACCACUGAUUGAUUUUUACAUUUCCCAUGGUGCAUGUGGGCAAAGGGAGCCAGUGUUGUUUGCCCUGGGCGGGAGGCGGGCGGACUUCCUCUUCUGUCUGCCAGAGUCCCAGGUGCUGACAGUGUCGUGGCAACUUGUGUCCUCGGUCAGCGAAAGUGAGGUCUUCCUACAGAGGCUGUAUUUUUUCUGCUACAAAUUAUUUUAUAUUUAUAGCAAAGCUCAACCUUCCAAAGCCUUUGAUUAUCCAGGGGAUACUGCCUCCCCGAGAGGAUAUGGAGAUUUGGGGGGUGGGAAUCCACUACCACACACCCUCAGUCCAGACCGACUUCUCAGGUACGGUGAUUGGAUGAUACUGAAGACUGUGAUCUUCCCAGCCAUUAACACACCCCCCCCCCCCGCCCCGGUUAAACCAAGUCCACUUUGAGAGUAGAGCACACACAGAAUUCACACCUGCCCAUACGCACAGGCCUUUCACUGAAAGUCAAAAGUGAUUACUGGGAUGCUCUUGAGCAUAGUGUUUUUUAAAAGCCAAUCCUCUAUCCCUUUAGAAAGUAGAAUUUGCACGUGUUAUGGCUGUUUUUUCCCUCACCCCUCCCCGCCCCCGUUUCCACUUGCUACCAGCCAUGCUGUGUUUGUAUCUAGAGAUUAAUGGAGAUGGAAGAGCCAUCUUAGUGAGGGUGUCUGAGGUCCCUGGGGUGGGAGACACUUCUGGUACCUUGGUAAAUCCACACAGGGGCUGCAGGUGAGUGUGGUGCCAGGUGUUGGUGCGACACUCCUGGGCCUCUCAGUCUUUUGGAUGGAGCCAGAGAAUGGCUACCCUGUGCAUCUCCGAGCACAGGCUGAGACCGACGAAGCAGUUCUUUUUAUUAAUGUUUCCUGUAAAGUACUUGUCCCUGAGCAUGUGGUCAGUCGUCCCCGGCACGGCGUCACCUCUCGAGCAGAAUCUGGCUUGUGUAGUCUCGUCCGGUCUUUCCCUUCUCCCAUGGCUGUCUGUAUCUCUUGCUGUACCGUGGAAACAAGCUGCCCGUCAGUUGUGACCGGUUCUGGUCUAGACACAGUUUGCCAACGCGUGUGUGUGUGUCCUGCCAGUGGGCCACUGUGCCCCUUGAAAGAACAGGCCGCCUCGUCCUUUGUACUGGAUGUGUUUUCUCAACUCUGUAUACCCCAGUUUCAUUUGUACCUUGAAAACUAAUGAAUUUGGACAGACCUGUUUGUACCAGUUUGGUCUGUAGAUGAGAGAGAGAACACAGCGGCCGGUGGGUGCUGUCGCCCACUCACUGCAGAAACCUGAAGAUGGUGUGAACAAUCUGCACUUUUCACUAUAUGCUCACUAUUCCCAAGGGCAACACUUUCCCAAGGCGAUUCAUCCGGAAGGACUCUAAAAUUAACCCCUUGAAUGUGUGGUGUUAUAACCGUAGAAGAGUAUAUACUUCCUGCUGAGGGAGGCAGUGUGUUGGAGAGUGAAGGUCAGUCUUGCCCUUGCCUUCCUUACAAAGGGUGUGGGUGGCCUGUCUGUCUGCGAUAAAAAGUAGACGGACCGACACUCUUUUUUUCCCCAAGUGUUGAAUAUUUUUCUUUUGGAAAUAAUUAAAACUUGAUACAUGUAGAAGUCCUUCUAGAUCAUAAAAAAUCCUGUCGCUAGAACCGGUUGCUCUCCUUCAUGGUGCCAAGAGGGCAGGCCCCGUGGGAGCAGGGAGGAACAGGAGGGCCCAGCGAGUACUUGUCAGUGGUCCCCUAUGAUUGCACGGGAAGUACUUGAUUUAUUUUGUGGAUGUUUUGACCAAAGGGUUUGUGUAUCCUCUGGACAGAAAGGACCCCACCUACCCUCUGUGUGCUCUCUAAUUCUAGGUCUUAGGACGUUUAGAGUGGGCUCUCCCCCCAUCUUAAUUGAAAAUGUGCCUUAACUGACACCUUACGUAUUCAUGUUCGGGGCAGGACCUCAGCCUUAGGAUUCCUGCUUGUAAAGCGCUGUGUGCUGCACAUCUAGGGUUCCCGAUGCAAAGGAUGAGAUUCGUUCGUCUAGAUGUAUUUGUGCCUUUGACCAAACAGCUUCUGAAGUGAUGCUCUUUGCUUUGCCACGGCUUCAAGGGCUGAUGUUUACUUUCCUGCUUCGUCAAGUCUGAGGUCUAUCUGUGUGCAUCUUAAGGUAAAUGAGUUGGGCUUUACAAAAAUAUCUAAACUCUUUCCAUGCCCCCUGCAAAUCCCUCCUCUUGGUGAUCUGCCUUUCCCAACACUAUAAAUCCACCACGUCGUUGUUCAUUCUUUACCGCUGCUUAGAGGUGUUUAAAUCUCCCGAGACUAUUGCGGGCUUCUUUUAGAGACAGAGAAGUGUAGGUUUUUCUCACUGAGAAUGAGCCAACUGCUCUGCAGCUGUGGAGAGGGUAGGCUCAGUUUGGAUGCCUCCUUCUCCUUGCCUCCUCCUGUUGGCUUUGGUCCAUUUGGAAAUAACGGACGUGAGGACUUUUCCUGUGCCUUAAGGGAUGUUAAAGGGCAGAAGGGCACGAUGUUGGGAUUUUCCUUCAAAAUCUGUAAGUGGUAUUUCUGCCAGGUGGUCCUCCAGUGUGCGGUCCAGUCAUGCUGGCUUCCCACUGAGAACAGUCACCUGUGGCCACACUCUCUCUGAUGAGUGACAAGCACAUUUCUUCAGGCGGCUGUGAGUUUCCUAGGGGUGAAUCACACACUAUAUUCUGUUCCACUGUGCGUCAGACAUUGCAGUCACUGUGAUGACCAAAGUGCCUCUUUCCCUACCUAAGAGGGAGCCAGAGGAUGGGAAGGAAGCCUAGAGCUCCCUGCGAGCCUGGGUAUUGUUACAUCUGUCCAUAGGACGGACACUGGAAUAAGAUCACUGACACGCAGGCCACGCUGCAUUGCUGGGCCGCACCGUGGUUGACCUGAGGAAGAUGAACUCGCUUUGCCUAGGUGUUUUAGCAAUACUCAAUACGGGCAGUAUUAAGUUUGCCUUUUGUUCAGGCCACGAUGUGUAUUGCUAAUACUGCACACCCUCAUGAUCUUAUGCUGCGGUGUGUGCAUGUCUGUCCCGAAUCUUGUUUUAAUUUUUUCUGAAUGUGAUCAUGUUUUGGAUGAUACCUGAGCAGGGUUGCCUUUUUUAUUUAUUACCAUUAUAUAUUAUAUUAUAUAUUAUAUAUUUUCUUUCUUAUAAUGUUAGAGGAAAGUAAAAUCUUGGUAUUAUUAAAAUUGCUUUAAAAAGGAAUAGGUUGCCCAGGUGAUACUGAAAAUCACUGGUUUGUUUUUCUUUGAUUACCAUGGAAUAAUAUGCAGCUGUCACCGACACGAUAGCUGUGGGCAGGCUGGGGAGCAUUAGUGCCCCCGGUGAAGAUGGAGAGCAGCAGAGGGGAAUACCACAUUUUUAUCAGCUUCAGCAAUGAGACUGCAAACUUGGGGCUUUUGUGAAUAAAAUUAGCUGCCUUGUGGAAUCCUUUGAAAGAGGCAGACAUGAUCUGUGAGAAUUUUUUUUAAAAAAGAAAAUCUGCAAAAGAUCUUUCCAAAGAUAAUGUGCCACGGAUCUUUCCAAAGAUGGUGUGCCACAGAUCUUUCCAAAGAUGAUGUGCCACGGGUCUUUCCAAAGAUGAUGUGCCACGGAUCUUUUGUUCUCUCUGUAAGGAGGAUUAAAUGCUGUUUUAAAUGUAAUUGACUUGUUCAUCUUCACAGUCUUUCCAUGAGAUCAAACUGUAGAAAAAAUAUUUAAUAAAAAUGUAGAGAAAUCA
Molecule: messenger RNA, 8455 nt
Organism: Myodes glareolus (Bank vole)
Lineage: Eukaryota; Metazoa; Chordata; Mammalia; Rodentia; Cricetidae
Source: RefSeq, a predicted model, not a curated record